GUUUGGGUUUUUUUUUUGGAUGUUUGCUUGAUCGAACUCGAAAUAUGAAAUAGGGAUGAUUUUUUUUUAAUAAUCUGCAGAGAUUGUAAGAGAUUUACAUGAAAGAUGAAUUCAAGUGGCGGUGAGGAGGUGAAGUUGGGGAAUGGAGUUGUUGGGAGUUUCGAAUUUCAGAAACCCCAUCUUCUCUCUUUCAUAAAACAAUGGCGUCUAUGGCUGCAACCACCAAUUUCACCAAAUUGUUGCUCUUUCCUUCCUCCCAUGUUUCAGGAAAUGUGAGCUUGAAAUCGCAGAGAGGUAGUAGUAGUACUAAGAAAUGGCCGAAUCAGAACAAGUCAAGAAAUGGUUACAGGUCUCUCCGUGUGGAUGGACUAUUCGGAGGUGGAAACAAAUAUAAUAACAGUGAAGAUGGACAAUCUAAGGCAGGGAUAUUUGGGAAUAUGCAGAAUAUGUAUGAGACUGUGAAGAAAGCUCAAAUGGUUGUUCAAGUGGAAGCUGUGCGUGUCCAAAAGAUUUUGAUGUUGCUUUUGUUCCAUUUUCGCAAAGCUGAAUUUGAUAGUUAUUGUGAAGGCGAGCUUGUCAAGGUUACCUUAUUAGAUAACCAUCAACUAAUUUGUACUGAUAUAUCCGAGGCAGCAAUGGAAUUAGGUUCCGAAGUGAGUAACUUGCUUGUUACAAAAGCAUACAAGGACGCACAUGUCAAGAGUGUUGUGGUUUCUACCAUUGGAGAUAAUUAA
Messenger RNA from Camelina sativa (false flax), 734 nucleotides. Lineage: Eukaryota; Viridiplantae; Streptophyta; Magnoliopsida; Brassicales; Brassicaceae. The record is from RefSeq and is a predicted model, not a curated record.